Messenger RNA from Toxorhynchites rutilus septentrionalis, 3630 nucleotides. RefSeq names its product CUE domain-containing protein 1. Bases 432 to 1259 code for a protein of 275 amino acids. The transcript is spliced from 3 exons. Gene Ontology annotation, molecular function: ubiquitin binding. Lineage: Eukaryota; Metazoa; Arthropoda; Insecta; Diptera; Culicidae. The record is from RefSeq and is a predicted model, not a curated record.
UUGCGCAAAACGCAAAACAAAAAUAAUUAAAAGUCAUUACAUAUUUGAGAAAAAUUUUCUUCCGAAGUUUUCGUCCAACUCACCAAAUCUGGUCGGUCUAUUAGAGUUGUCUUCGGAUUGCCACACCGGGGAAAAUGAAUCACAAUCGUCAAUGAGCAAAUUCGUGCACCUGGGGGAACGCAAAAUCCUCAAAGUGAGAAAAAACGGAAUUUGUUGUGACUAGAGUGCUAACUCGCACCCAAAUUUGAUUCUCCACUUUCUUUGCACGGGACAGAAAAAAAGACAAAAUCGCUUCACGUGAGAUCUAGUUUUUCUAAUCUCUAAUUCAGGGCAAUCAUGUAGCUUCUCUGAAAUCUCACAUUUCCAAGGUGAAAUUACUUCUAAUUUACUCGUUGGUAAUCUCUGUAUUGGUUGCUGAACGAAACUCUAGAAUGGCUUCAACGAUGCAAUUGGAGUUCGCCCAGGCGAUGUCCGAUUUCAAGAACAUGUUUCCCGAGAUGGACCGAGAUGUAAUAGAAGCCGUACUGCGGGCAAAUCAGGGCGCAGUUGAUGCUACGAUCGAUCAGUUGCUUGCAAUGAGUACCGAUAAUCAGAAUGAGAAACUUCGGCAGGAAUUGGAUGGCGACACCGGCAGAACACCGCCGACUGGUGGCAAUAAUCCUAACGCUUCACCGGCUGUUCUGUUGAAUCUUUCCAGCGCUGCGACUCCAGUGCUCCUCAGCACCUCUCCUAAACAACAAGCGCUGGGCGCAUCACCUAAGAUCAAAAAGUCUCCCGGAAGCGCUAGUGUCAACAGUAGUCCGCGAGUAGUCGCAGUGGGAGCUGUUGGUGCACGGGAUCCGGACAAGGUUGGCUACAGCAGAUGGAAUCCACCCAUGCUGGGCCCGCUGCCACCCACUUUCCUGAGGUUGGCCGGAUGUGGCGAAUCGACACGUAACACUGAGUUUGACCUCGGCGACGAACAGUUCGCUAUGAUGCUGCAGAACGAAGAAUUUAUGGCCGAGCUGAGAUGGAACCAGGAGUUCCUGUCGGCGCUGGAGAAAGACCACCAAGGUAAGGUUUCAGAUGACGCCGCGUUCAAGGAACGAUUGCGCCACAUGGGUAAGAUAUCGAGGAAGAAAUUUGCCCAGCUGGCACGGGUAUUCACCUGGCAGCGGGGCGGUAACAAGAAAGCUAGUGCCGUUAGGCAUCCGGAUUCGCUGCUUCUGCAGGAGGAACACAGCGAUGAUGACGAGCCGAGAAAGGCCGCCAAGAAGUAGAGCGGGGUAGGGUUUCGAUUCGCUUGUUUUUGGUAGGGAUGUUAGAUGCCGAGAGAAUAGACCGUUCCCCCCGGGGGGUGAGUAAUGGAUUCCAUAAUUUGAGUUUUGAGUUAAGAGUUUUUAGAAGAUAAGACUGUUAUAUUUUUCUGUGAAAAGCAAAUAUCCGUGAGGCAACACCGAAAUUUUAACUGAACAUAUGGACUGAGCGAAGGGUUUUUGGUAAAAGUAGUCAUAUCAGGAGGAAAAGAGGUUGAUUUCUUGUCUCGAAGUUCGUGCAAUCGCUCUGGAAAAGCCACAUUUUUUUAGUUUGCUAUUAUUUAUUUGUAUAUAUUCAGAGAUUGUUUAUUUUUCAUCUAUUGUUGGAAUAUUUAUCACUACAAAUGCAUUUGAGGUGCGACUCACUUCGCAUGGAUCUGAUCAGAUUAACUACGUCUAUUUUUUGGAUUAGUCUAAAUUGUAGGCAAAAAGACAGAGCAGAUUUUUUCGUUGGUAAUAGUUAUUUCGUAUGAAUUAUCCUAGAUCAAGCAAAGCAGCAGUUAUACAUAGAUAAGUUAUAUAACUAUAUAAGUCAAUCACUAUACGCAGCAGGAGCAACAAAACAAGGAAAAAGAAACUAGUCAUCGCAGAUUAUUAAAUGAUAAAGAUAUAGACGAAACCAACAUACACACAUUGGUUCCGCCGCGCGCAGGCUUCUACGGGAGGGCAGAGAAAAGAUUCACAACUUACCUAACUAUAAAGAAACGCAAGCCUAAAAAGCAAACAUGAUGUAAACAGAGCAUGAAACUCAAUCUAAUUUAGCAGUGUAAAUAACUAUCUACGUAUAUCCUCUGAAAUUACCGAUAUGGUUAGAAAGCAUUGGAGAAAUGUUUUAUCGUUCAAUUGUGUGCUGCGAUAACGCUGGAGUUCUUUUGCGGUCUUUAUCUCAUCAUUUAUACAGAUUAGUUAGACGGGUUUGUGGAAUAAAAAAAUUUGGCAAAUAGUGGCAACGGAAUUAUGCAUAAGUUAGCUUCGAGUUUCCACGAUUUGUAUAUGUAGCGAAUGGGAUCGAGUAUGUUACAAAAAUUACUUGGAAAGAUGGAGCCAAUGAAUGAGAGCGAUUUAUUUGGGCACAUUUGAGGUGCUGCAACUUCCUCUGAUAUAAUCCGAUUUCUAUUCUGUUUGCUCUAUACAACUGGAAAUUGGAAAAACCGAAUAUUUCCGGAGGUAUGUCUUGCGAUGUUUAGAGCCGAGAGUAAGGUUUUGAAGAUUAGAAGUAGAUGGAAUGGAUUUCUUUUAUUCCUCAUUUCGAACAUAAGUUCAAAAGAUCGCUUGAAAAUCGAGUGAAAAAACAAGGCGCAUGGUUGCAGAGUCCCUUCUCUUUACCAGUUGAUGGAAGUUAGCUGUUGAUUUCCCUUGAGGCAAUAUUCAAUACUAGUCUCUCCCUAGUUUCGUUGCUUUUUCCGCGCUGUUCAAAGACCAUAAUACCAUUGAUCUUUGAGUCUUUCUCAAAAAGAUGUUUUUAACACAAGAGUCUUCCAGACCCAUUUAAUAUUGUUAUAACAAACAAUAUUUAUAUUGCCGAAUAUCACCGAUAUUACAGAAUUUUUUUGUGGACAGGCCAUCUUCAGUGGUUCCGUCAUCCGGGGGCAAAUUGAUCACCGGGGUGAAAUUGAUCAAAUGUUUUACUGAAAACAAACAUAAAUUUUCGGAGGUAUUAUGCAACUAAAUUUUGAACUGUUUUUAUCUGACACUAGCUGACCCGGCAAACUUCGUCCCGCCCAAAAUUCGUUUUUUUAACAAUACCCUCAAACAUUAACGUUUCUUACUAAGCGCAAGUUAAUGAGUCCAAUCGCAGAACUGUUCAUGGUUUAAUCUUCUAAUCGACCCCGUUGAAUUUACAUUUUACUAUAAAAUUCCUAGUACUCCUACCAAAACUCAUCAUUAGAAUAUCAGAUUAUUUUCAGAGACAAUUCUCGUUCAAGAUUUUUCAACCACUUGCAAAUAACAUGUUUCCCCGUUACAUGGAAUAAAUGUUUUAUACAGAAAAUAUGAUAGGAUAAAGACAGACCCCUCCCCUCUUCUCCCUUUAGAGUGUUUCUAGAGUGUUGUGUUUCCUUUGUAUGGGAGCCCCCCCUUAGAGAGGGGGGUGGAGUGUCUAAUCACCAUAGAAAAAUUUAUUGCACCCUUAAACCUCCACAUGACAAAUUUCGUUCAUUUACUUGAUUGAUUAGUUCUCGAGUAAUGCAGAAAUUUGUAUGGCAGCACCCCUUAGGGAGGAGGGAGGAGUCUCAAACUAUCAUGAAAACCUUCCCCGGCCCUAAAAACCCCUACAUACCAAUUUUCAUGUGAAUCGGUUCAGUAGCUUCCGAGUCCAUAAGAAUCAGACAGACAG